UUGUAGAUAAGGCUGUCUUUAGGCUAAACAAAGUGACCACAAGUCUAAUCCAGUGUUUUAGAGUCGAUUUGUUGCCCAGUUUUUGAGAAUAACUACUGAGCUGUCAACCCCCGCUGGCUCGUUAGGUCAUGCGGCGUCAGUGUGCGUGCGGCGCGGGCUGAGGCGAGGUGGAGGCACGCUGCUCUCAGGGUCGCCAGUCUGAGUCGGUGCGUUAGUGUCAGCGUGUCAGUCAUGGCGGGGAUGUGGAGGGUGGGCGUGGCCGUGCUUCUGGUGGUGUGUGCCGGGGCGGGGGCAGACACUCGGGACAGCAGCACAGUGACCCCGCCUGACCCGCCGCCCCAAGUCACGGUCGCCUUCAAAGUGCUGCAGCGAAAUGGAACCGAAGUGGGCGACGAGCGACCUCAAGGCGUGGCUGUCCUGGGCAUGGGCGAAAGAGGCGCCAAGGGGAACAGAUCCCUUGUGUGGGGUAGUGGAUUCCCGCCCGUGCCAGCACCCCCGCCAGCACCACCCUCCCAAGACGCCCCCAGCAGACGCCUCCCCUUGCCCAUAGUGACGGUGGCCAGCCGACUCCUAUUCUCUCCGGAGAGGAAGGAGCGGGAGAGGGAGAGGGAGAGAGAGAACAAGGGCGCCAGGAGCUCCUUAGUCGGGGACAUUCCCGUGCACAAGAUCGAGUUCGCGCCCGUGCCCGAGGGAGACGUGUACCGCACCGACAAGACGCACGCCCAGUCCUCCAUCCUCGCCUGGGCCGGCGCCUUCGUCUCCCUCUUGCAGCCCGCCAGCGUCCCUCUCGAUCUCAUACGCGCCGCCUGGGAACAACGCGUCUCCGGGGAAGAGCUCAUCAGAGAGUCGUUGAAGGUCGAGCCUGGCUUCGUGGCGUGCAUGGGUGUAGCCGUGGGCCUGGCCGUGGGGGUGCCUGCUGUGGGGCUGUUCGUGUGCUGCUGCCGGCUGUGUGGGCGCUGUGGGGGCAGCAAGACGCAGCACCACCACACCUCCUGCUUCAACUGCCAGCGACGCAGCCUCAUCGUCUUCCUUUCCGCAAUAUCCUCCGCUUUGCUGCUGGGCGUGGUGGUGGUGGUGGUGAGCAACGAGCGUCUGGGGUCCACGGUGGGGGUGGCGCAGCGCAGCGUCCACAACAACGUGCGGGACCUCGACACCUUCCUCGCCAACACCAAGAUGCAACUUCGCUUCCUCGUCACCAACGCCUACGAGCAGACCACGGACGCCAUCUUCAACGACCUCGAUGACAUCGAGUACCUGCUUGGGCGGCCACUCCAGCGGGAACUAGCGGCGGAAGCCCAGAUAGAGGUGGCCCUCGACUCCCUCCUACACAUCAGCAGCAGUCUGAGGAACAUCGCCAGCCGUAUGAGGACCCUUGAGGAGUCCCGGUCACAGGCAGCAGCGCGGGCAGAGGAGCUUCGUGGUCGCCUAGCGGAGUUGACGGCGGACAUCCAGCGCUUCGUGUCCCGCUGCUCGCUGGAGGACAUGGAGCUGUGCGCCACGCUGGACACUCGUGGCCUGGACAUCGGCUCCCGGUUCGACAGCUUUUCCUUCUCGGAGCAGCUGCGUCACUUGGCGGCGGUGGAGAACCAGAACCUGACGGAGACGGCCCGACACGCACGCCUCGAGUUUGAGAACAUCCCCUCGUACGUGGAGGCCAUGACACGCUCCACCCGCCAAGAGGUGAAGAGCAUGGUGAGGGAGUACCGCGCGCCUCUCUACACCAAGGUGCGGGGCCUGGACGGCGUGGCCUUUGAUCUGGAGGUGCGCACGAGGGACCUCACGUGGCGCUUCGACCGAGCCGCUGCCAUCCUGCUGGACCACGAAACCUACCGCUGGUACACGGGUCUCUCUAUCUCCGUCGCCCUGGGCCUGGUGUGGGUGCUGGUGACGGUCGGCGUGUGUUGUGGCAGCUCGGCGAACAACGGCGAAGACUCACCCACCGAGCGGUCCUGUGCGUCCAACUCCGCGGGACAGACUUUGAUCUCGUCUGUUUUCUUCAUGUUCCUGGUGUCCGGCGUGCUGUGGGUGGCGGUGAUGGUCCUGUUCCUGAUCGGGGCCCACGCACACGCCUUCAUCUGUCACCCACUCUACGAGGAGCCCAACUUCCCCACCCUCACCCACCUCCUCGACCACUCCGGCAUGGUGUACCAGAACCGCCCCGUCCUUACCAACCUCCUCCACCCCGGUCGAGAUGUCCAACUCAACAUGGGGAACGUGCUGAACCAGUGUCGGGAGGGCAGGACGGCCUACGAGGUGUUCCAGCUGCGUCAUUACUUCGACCUGGAGGAGGAGGUCACGCGCCGCACCACCUUCGACCUCUCUGACAGCCUUGGCCGCCUCAAGGUUAACUUGUCCCAGGUACAGCUGCUGUCCCCUGAGGCGGAGGUACACCUCGACCAGUUCCUCAAUUCCAUCAAGAUCGACCUCAUGCCCUACAGGAAGGAGAUGGAGAAGCCUUUAGUCAAGAAGAACCUCCCGGCCUUAGCGGAGCAGAUGCAGACGGUGGCCGGUCAGCUGCGCUCCGUAUCCGCCUCCGCCGAGCUGUUCCGUAUGGUGUCUAGGGUUCGCAACCUCAUCACCACGACGCUGUACCCGCUGGAGAAGAGAAAGGAGGACGUGACGUACCAGGUGGCCACGCUGGACCUGGAGGCCAUGCCCCUGCAGCGACAGAUCAACCAGAGCGCCGGCCACCUCAGGACCAUCCAGUACUUCAUCCACAACCACGGUUCAUCCCUCGCCGCCGCCAAAGCGCGGGGCUACGUGGAGCGACUCACGGCCUACACGCGCCAGUUCGCGACGCACGUGAGGAACUCUGCCCUGCACACGGUGGCGCCCUGCACCCCUGUGUGGGACCUGUACGACUCGGCUCGUGGGUUGGCCUGCAAGGGCAUCAUUGAACCUCUGAACGCCCUCUGGCUGGCCACGAGUUGGUGUCUGCUGCUCUUCCUGCCCUCCAUCUGUCUGGGGCUGGCCUUGGCACGCUUCUUCCUCCGCAUGGACUACGAUGAUGACACGCUUCCGCUGCACUCGAACGGUUCCCCUCCCGAGUCGAACACUAAUCUGCAGGGAGGGUCGUGGAGCUACAAGGAGAGGGACUUCGGGGGUCAGCGACAGUCCUACACCCCCCACCACCACCAGCACAACGGAGCGAGCCCCCAUGCUUUCAGGAUGGAGAUGAGGAGGCGGGACCGGCAACCUUCCAGCCGCAGGGGAUCCCGCGCGUCGAAGGACCCCGAUGAGAUGAUGGCCGUGGCGCAGGUGGCCGCGUGGCGCGACGCGUGGAAGGCCGGCGCGAGCUUCGUCACGCUGGAACUGGUGUCGCACCACGUGCAUCGGCCCCUCGAGUGGGUGCGGGAGCACUGGGACGACGAUCCCCGCAUUGGCAUCCCCGACGCCAGUGCGGCGGCGGCAGCGGUGUACGCUGAGCCUCCCCACGAGAGGAAGUGCAGCAUUGCCCUCAGUGACUGCUGCGAGAGGUCACCCUACACCUGAGAUAAGUCCUGCAUCACCACUACUACGCUCGCAUCACUACGGUACGCGCCCAGCUGCCACCCUCCACACCACGCUUGUGCCCUUCGUCCCCCUCCAUCCUACGCCCUAGCACUUCCCCUGCCGCCUAGUCUGCUUUCCCUUGCCCCACCUUUCUCCUUCAGUGGGAUCGACGCCUCUUGGGGCAAGGUUCGUAUGACGCUGACCGUCAUAUGAUGGAAGCGGUGUGUGACUUUUGCAGUCUCUUGCCUGUGUGUGUAGCAUGAGGGAGGACCUUUUGCAUCAAGGUGCGCUGCAUGGUCUAUGCACUCCCCUGUGUGUGACUUGGGGAGAGGAGGGGGGUGCUUGAGCUAAGCGGUUUGAAAUGUUAUUAUUUAGUUAAAGAAAAGGAGCCUCUUUUCAGUGCUGCUAAAAAUAUCCACUAUGCUGUUUGUCUUCAGCUGCUGCUGCUCUUACACUUCAUCUACGCAAGAAUUUUAUGCUAGGAUACGGAUAGUUGCAGUUUGUGUUUGUGUGGAGGGAGGGUGAAAAAUUAGCUACAUGAAGUAGCAGUUAGUAGGGGCAGGUAGACAACCGCUGUGAGCCUCCAACUAGCACCAGCAGUAUGUGGUGGAGCUGACGCCUUGUCGUUGUUCCAGACGCAAGCACUGGUGACGCGCCCGGGGCUUCAAGGGCCUUGCCGCGUCACGUGCCGCGUGUGACCCAACACCUGAGUCCGUCUGGAACACUCCCUCUCCUGGCUCCCCCUCGCCGCCGUCCGCCUGACAAACACCAACAGACCGGCUCUGCUCGAAGAUCCAGACUCCAUACUAUGGAAAGCCUUGGGUCGGGCCGGACCCUGUGUCUCCUAGAUGUUGUAAGGUGUAGUCUUUGUUGACGCCCAACUGUGUUGUGGGCUGUGAUAACCUCAGACUUGGUCCUUUCAGCUAUAAGUGUAGUGCUUAUGUUAACUUGUGUGUGUGCGAUGUGCGUAUGAACCAAGGGAAUUAAUGUAAGCUGGAUCACUUCACCUCCAUCGGGUCUUUCACAGCAGAAACUUGUUGACUUUACGUGCUGCAGAGACGGAAAAAUACCGAUCACUUUUUGUUGUUGUUGUUGUUACAUGGGCAAGGCAAUCAAACACUUUAUGUUCAAUGGAGCUCUUUUACUCCUGUCAAGCAGAAUUACCGAAGUGAGUGGUUUCGCUGCCCAGAGUUAACGAAAACGACCAACUACUUGCACAUUAUUUCUUUAUUUGUCCAUUAACAAGUUUAGUAGCUAAUUGUCUUGACACCAUACAGGCAUGUAGGCUACAUCAGCCUGGGAUAUUUUCAUAAGUUCUACAGACCCUCUCACUUUAGUGCGUUGUCAGCUCCAGUCACUCCUUCCAGCAUGAAGGAAGAGGCCACUGCCAGAGUCCGUCCCAUGGUACUGCCCCGUAUAGGUAUAGCUGAACGGCGAUACCUCUAGUGGGCAUCCCGCAGCAGGGCUCUUAAUUGUUAGGUAGAGUCUAUCAGACCACUAUAUUACCUAUGUAAAGUGAGGAAUUACUAGUCAUUACUGUUAGUUGUCUUCAUGUUUUUAUACUCUUCUAUUACAUAAGUACUCAUCACUAUAGAUAUCAUACAUUACGGCUAGUUUCAUAUUCUUGCCAUGUUACAUAGUCCCAAUGUCUACCACUAGUGUCUGAAUUGUGUGGGUAUGAAAUGAUCACCUUUUAAUUAACCUUAGCCAAGAAUAAAGAAUAAGAUGGAUGG
Molecule: messenger RNA, 5225 nt
Organism: Eriocheir sinensis (Chinese mitten crab)
Lineage: Eukaryota; Metazoa; Arthropoda; Malacostraca; Decapoda; Varunidae
Gene: prom
Product: prominin-1-A-like
Exons: 18
Coding region: 232-3492 (1086 amino acids)
Cellular component (GO): membrane
Source: RefSeq, a predicted model, not a curated record